AUGAAGAGAAGAUUCACAGUACAAGAAGCUCUAGAUCACAUCCUUGCUGAAAAUGAUGCAGAGGACACACCUAGUGACACAGAUGAGCCAGUUUCUGAGGAGGACGAUGCUAUUGAAUAUGAAUCAGAGUACACAGACUCGUCGGAUGAGGAGGGCACAGGAUGGAGCAGCAACACCUUCUCCACCCUCAUCAGACCCAUGAAAGUCUGGGACUCUGCAGCUCCGUCAGCCGAGGACGCAGACAACUCAAGUAGCAGCAGUUUGGAGGUGAAAGAGAAUCAGGAAGAGAAAACCCUGGAGGAGCAGGACUUUUUAAAGAAACAUCACCUACCAACCUUUUGCACUUUUUCUAAACACAAACAAAGAACAUUAAAAAGACCGCAGCUGUUGGUGGAUGGACGUGACCUGCAGUUCUUCCAGAACCACCUGACCUGUAAAAGAUCCGCCCGGGCAGCUCAGAAGAGCGCGGUGGUGCAGCUGAACGAGCUGCGACCAGGUCUGAGGUAUGAGACGGUGUCAAAGACCGGUCCCCUGCACGCCCCCGUGUUCUCCGUGUCUGUGGAGGUUAACGGUUUUCACUUCGAGGGUCGAGGACCUACGAAGAAACAAGCAAAGCUGAGGGCUGCGGAGCUGGCCCUUCAGUCGUUCAUCCAGUUCCCAAACCCCUCCCAGACUCACGGCACCGUGGAGAGGUUCACCAGAACCACUGUGGACUUUACAGCAGAUAAACUGGACCUGCCCGAUGCUGGGCCUGAAGCAUCCUUUCUUGGAAACUACAACAUCCUUCGCUGUGACGCAACAAGGAACGAGGUGCUAACCAGCAUCUCCAACCACAAGCGGACGAUUCAUGUGACUCUGGAUUUAGACUCCUCCACUAAUCCAAGCAGACCAGCCAGCACCUCGCUCCUGGAGCACCUGAGUCCAGUAGAACUGCUCAAUGAGCUGCGGCCGGGGCUCAGAUACAUGUGUCAGGUUGAAAAGGUUCACGGCAGACCCACGAAGAACUUUAUAAUGGCGAUCAGGCUGGAGGGCAGAGUGUUCGAAGGUUGUGGUCGCAGUAAAAGACGAGCCCAAGUUCAGGCAGCAGCAGCAGCCCUGCACUCUGUGUACCGCAUCAGUCUGGGACCAGAGAGGAACCUGACGGGCCUCCAGGGAAGCUGCACCAACAAUCAGCUACCUCAGCUUCUAGUGGUCCUCUGGACCGACAGGACCACUGUGAGCUCCAACAGAGUCAUCUUUGGCUUGCUUCAUGUUUCUUGGAUCAUUGCCCACCUUCCUGAUCUAAACCCAGCAGCGGGCGAGGAACAAUCCAUCUUUGUACCAAAUAAAAGCAGCGCUGGUAGUUUCAGGCUGCGAGAUGGUGUCGUCCUCCACAUGUACGUCAGCUCCUCGCCGUGUGGAGACGCCAGACUCAACUGCCCCUACGAGACCACAGCUGCACAUCCCAGCAGGAGGUUUUGCUGUCACCUCAGGGUGAAGGUGAAUGGGGGUGAGGGAACACUGCCCGUCAGAGCCCAUCAGAAACUGGACGGUGCUGCACCAUAUAAACCUGCCACCAGCAUGUCCUGCACUGAUAAAAUAGCAAAGUGGAGCGUCGCGGGCCUCCAGGGGGCUCUGCUGUCUCACCUGGUGGAGCCGAUUUACCUGAGCAGCCUGACGGUGGGAACACUGAGCCACACGGGUCACCUGGGCAGAGUCAUGGCGUGUCGCCUGGCGCCCGUUAAACACCUGACCCUCCCCUACCGACGACAGCCGCUGCUGCUUGGCUGUCUGAGCAGCAGGGAGGCUCAUCCUGCAGGGAAGACAUCCAACGUAAGCGUGAACUGGAGCUGCAGUGAUGGAGGCCUGGAGGAGGUCAGCACCACCACAGGAAGGAGGAGGGACUCGGGGACUCCAUCACGGCUCUGUAGACGCUCCCUGUUCACCUGCUGGCUGAGGCUGCAGGAGCAGUUAAAUGGACCUGUUUUAGGCCCUGAAGGCACCACAGAGAUGUAUUAUUGUUCCAAGAUGGCCGCUGGACAUUACCAGAGGGCGGUGCAACAGUUCAGCAGCUCUCUGCAGGGUGGAGGUCCGGGAACAUGGAUCAGAAAACCACCCGAGUCCAGCCACUUCAGUGUCGGCGUGUGAAAAACUGAGCGCCAAAGACUGAACAUUUCAUUU
Messenger RNA from Nematolebias whitei (Rio pearlfish), 2160 nucleotides. RefSeq names its product double-stranded RNA-specific editase B2-like. The transcript is spliced from 9 exons. Gene Ontology annotation, molecular function: tRNA-specific adenosine deaminase activity; double-stranded RNA adenosine deaminase activity; double-stranded RNA binding. Gene Ontology annotation, cellular component: nucleolus; cytoplasm. Gene Ontology annotation, biological process: adenosine to inosine editing; RNA processing. The record is from RefSeq and is a predicted model, not a curated record. NCBI's taxonomy places the organism in Eukaryota, Metazoa, Chordata, Actinopteri, Cyprinodontiformes, Rivulidae. The coding region runs from base 1 to 2127 and encodes 708 amino acids.